Molecule: messenger RNA, 1085 nt
Organism: Stereum hirsutum FP-91666 SS1
Lineage: Eukaryota; Fungi; Basidiomycota; Agaricomycetes; Russulales; Stereaceae
Product: alpha/beta-hydrolase
Exons: 11
Coding region: 110-958 (282 amino acids)
Biological process (GO): lipid metabolic process
Source: RefSeq, a predicted model, not a curated record
GUCCUUGCUCUGAGCCUUGACCAGUUCACCUGCCAGUUCGGUGCCUACUGACCGCUCAUAGUGAAAAGGAGUGCUGCUGGGACUCUUUCACUGAGCUAGCUGGCUUACUAUGCGCGUCCUUAAUCUUGCUCUCGUGCUUGCUACGUUUCUAGGAGAGGUGGUCCAUGCCGUGCCUGUUAAAAGGUCUAUAUCGCAAGAACUCUAUGACGACCUGUCGUUUUAUGUCGAAUACGCCUUCUCGGCGUACUCGACUACUUGUGCUUCCCCGAGUGGGAACACGCUCGUUACCGAAUUCAGUAACAAUUCUACGGAUACCCAAGGCUUUAUCGCUCGAGAUGACACCCGUCAGGAAAUCAUCGUGUCUCUGCGUGGAAGCACGACCUUGCAGGACUAUCUUACAGAUGUAGAUAUCCUUCUGGUACCGUUCAAAGCCAGUGGGACUUCACCGCCAGCUGGCACGCUCGCACAUCUUGGCUUCCUGACUGCCUGGAACUCUGUGGCGUCGACCGUUCUCUCUAUCGUUCAAGAACAGCUCGACGCUCACCCCGGAUACGCUCUCGUCACUUCGGGCCACUCACUCGGCGGUUCGCUGGCAUCUCUCGCUGGUAUCACGCUACAGCAGAACUUCCCGUCGAACUCUGUACGAAUGUAUACGUAUGGACAAGUGCGGACAGGUAAUGAUGUCUAUGCGUACUGGGUGAAUGAUAAAUUCGGGACGAAUGCAUAUCGAUCGGUCCACACAACGGACAUUGUUCCUCAUCUCAUCCCUCGAGCUAUUGGCUACCGCCACCACGGAAUCGAGUACUGGGAAAACCCAGACCCGGCCUCUCCAGAGAAUACGACACAGUGCGCGGCCGAUGGCGAAGAUCCGGAUUGUUCGGACUCUGUCGUGUUCGGGGAUGCGGAUGCCCAUUUGGUGUACUAUGGUAUCAAGAAUAGCACGCCGUUCUGCAGUUGAUCCCUCGCUGCUGCUUGGUCAGGGGCCACCGAUCUGACUGUGUGGCGCUCACGAGCUGUAAAUGAAAGUACGAAUGAAACUCACGCUUGUAAUAAUGUUAUAUCAUAUGUAGCGAUUUAUGACCCUC